CUAGCUUUUCGUUCAAUUUCCUUCAUUUCCCUCUCCCUUGUUCUUCCCUCUCUAAAUCACCAGCCAAAAAGUUCAGGAACUGAGAGAGGGAAGAACGUACAAAUUUUUUUAAAAAAACUGAUUAUAUAAUUUUUUAUAUAUCAAACUAAGCAGUUAAAGAGAAGAGGGAAAGGAGAAAAUCUCAACACAGAAAAUGUCGGUGUCUAAACUUUUCUAUGGAGCUCUUACAAUCGUAUGGAUAGUUUUCUCCAUCUUUUUUCCAAUGGCACAGGCUCAGUCCGCAGCUCCUGCUCCAGCUCCCUCAAGCGAUGGAACAACAAUAGACCAAGGCAUAGCAUAUGUCCUUAUGUUGGUGGCUUUGGUCCUCACUUAUUACAUCCACUAAUUCUUUUGUCAUUUUAAUUUUGGUCUCUAUUUAGUUUAAUUAUAUUUUUUCAUUUUGAUUAUAAUUAAAUAGAGACCAAAAAAGUUUAUGUGGUAGAGAAAUUAACGAGGUUUUCUAAUAUUUGGAGUGAUAAGAUUUUGAAGUUCAUUUGUAUUGUAAUGUCGAUGUGCGUCAACUGUUGGAAAUAUAUUUCAUCGAUUUACAUCGUUC
Molecule: messenger RNA, 595 nt
Organism: Eruca vesicaria subsp. sativa (arugula)
Lineage: Eukaryota; Viridiplantae; Streptophyta; Magnoliopsida; Brassicales; Brassicaceae
Source: the annotation of a GenBank genome assembly